GGAGUAUGUGACCGAUUACGGAAUGCGUGAACCUUUUUGCACUUUAUAUCUGCGUUCUGUGCGUGGUUUUGAACGCGACAUGGUGGGCAACCAGCAGUGAGUGAAUGAAGAUGAGAAGGGGCUUGUGGAUGGGGCUUUGCUUGGGAAUCGGGAUUGUCCUCCUUACGCCCCUCCCUCACGUUAGGGCUCAGGGUGCUGAAGACUGGCAGUAUGAGGAAUGUAAGUUGUAUCGCUCAGGCCCACCUGCUACCAUCGUCACCAUUGAUGAAGAAAGUCCAAAUGGCACAGUGUUGGUGGAGAAUAUGCAGAUUAAUGGUCGAGUGCAGGACCCAGGCCGGACAAUCUCUCUAACUCUAUUGGCUAACUAUGAUCACUGGGUGAUACUGGAUCCUGCCCUGCAAAGACUUUACCUCAACAGCACUGGACGAGUACUGGACCGAGACCCUCCGAACUACAUUACAACCAUAGUGGUUCAGGUUCAGUGUACCAACGAGCUGGUGGGCACAGUUAUCCUGCACGAGGUCCGAAUUGUUGUGCGUGACAGAAACGACAACACGCCACAGUUCCAGCAUCCACGCUACUACGUGGCAGUCAAUGAGCUCACUCCUGUUGGUACUACCAUCUUCACCGGCUUUGCAGGGAACAACGGAGCGACUGAUAUUGACGAUGGACCCAACGGUCAAAUUGAAUACGGCAUCCAGUACAACCCAAAUGAUCCGCUGUCAAAUCAAACAGUUCGGGUGGCGAGCACACUGUCUGGUAACAUUGUUCUGGCUGAAAGGCUGAACUAUGAAGAAAGGACGCGAUACCUGAUCAUUGUGCAGGCCAAUGAUCGUGCUCCAUAUCCAGCCAGUCGGCACACUGCCACCACCACGCUUACUCUGGAUGUAUUAGAUGGUGACGACCUGGGCCCAAUGUUCCUGCCCUGUAUUCUGGUCAAUAAUACGCGGGACUGCAGCCCUGUCACCUACCGAGCUGUCAUCCCUGAACUCAGAGAGCCGAGCAAACUGAACCCUCUAAAUGUGACACCACCCAUUCAAGCAAUCGACCAGGACAGAAACAUUCAGCCCCCCUCAGACAGACCUGGGAUUCUUUAUUUUAUUCUGGUUGGACAACCAUCAGUAUACCCAGAGUUCUUUUCUCUAAACAAGACCACAGCAGAGCUUCGACUUCUAAAACCAGUCAGAAGAGAUCAGUACCAGAGCUUCAACCUCGUCAUCAAGGCGGAGCAGGAUAAUGGUCAUCCUCUGCCUGCUUUCGCUGACCUGCGGAUCGAGGUGUUGGAUGAAAACAACCAGGCGCCGUACUUCCAGCUCCCGUCCUACCAGGGCUUCAUCAGCGAAUCCGCCCCUGUAGGUGGCACCGUGUCGGGCAGAGCUAACCUCACAGCACCGCUGUCUAUUGUCGCCCUGGAUAAUGACAUAGAGGAGAGCAAAGACCCACAGGUGAAGAUAACACUAAGUGACUACACCAGCAUCUUCUCCAUCAGUGCAUCAGGACUCACACGUUACCUCACUCUGCUCAGACCUGUGGACAGAGAGGUCCAGACGAACUACACCUUCACGAUAGUGGCAUCUGAUGGCGUUCAGCAGAGCCUGCCAGUCAUUGUGAACAUCCAGGUCAUCGAUGCUAAUGACAACACACCCACUUUCUCUCAAGUGUCCUACAAUGUGGAGGUGUUCACAAACAUGCAGCCUGGAGAGACUGUAAUACAGCUGACUGCUCGGGAUUCAGAUGAGGGUCUGAACGGCCUGGUCACUUAUGCCAUCCUGGCGGGAGAUAAAGGGGAUUUUGUCAUCAGCAACCGCACGGGUCGGAUUACCAUAGCUCCUGGAGUGAGUCUGAGCGUGGGAAACUCCUACGCCUUAACCGUCAGGGCAUCUGACAACGCGCCUGAGUCAGAAAGGAGGAGUUCCAUAACUACAGUCUAUAUUGAUGUGUUGCCUCCUAACAACCAAAGUCCUCCACGCUUUCCUCUGACCACGUACAGUCUGGAGAUCAGCGAGGCCACCAGGAUUGGAGCCAUUCUCGUCAACCUGCAGGCGACAGACCGUGAGCUAGAUCCAAUUACGUACCGUAUUCAGAGUGGUGAUCCGCAGCAGGUGUUCAACCUCUCUCAAACUAUAGGCCUGCUGCUGUUGUCUAAAGCUCUAGACAGGGAGACCGUUGACCAAUACCGUCUCAUCGUCACUGCCUCCGAUGGACACCCAGGAGGGACAUCUACUGCCACCGUCAGCAUUGUGGUUACAGACGUGAAUGACAAUGACCCGUCCUUUGACCUCACCUUGCCAAGGAACUUGACUGUACAAGAAGAGAAGGCCAAUCUGUUUGUGGGUCAAGUCAGAGCCACAGAUCCAGAUGCCGGCCAGAACGGUCAGGUGCGGUAUCGACUUCUCACUCACUCGUCCCGCUUCAGCAUUUCUCCUAACGGCAGCAUAUAUACAGCCGUGCCUCUGGACCGGGAAACUCAAAGUCAGUAUGAAUUGGAGGUGGAGGCCUCGGAUGGAGCUGUGGACCCUCGGCGCACCACCCUCACGCUGAUGGUCAGGGUGUCGGACAUCAACGAUAACAGCCCUGUCUUUUUCAAGCCGUUCUACUUGGUCAGCGUACCCGAGAACACCCCGGCUGGAACUGUCAUACUGCACCUUAAUGCGACAGAUGCAGAUCUGAUAUCUAACAUCACAUACAGGAUAAGAACUGAAUCAGCCCAGCAGCUCUUCGCGCUGGAUCGGAUCACCGGAGCUCUGUUACUGCUGCAGGCUCUGGACUUUGAAGCUUUGGGUCGAGACAGCACUAACUACACCUUCCAGGUGGAGGCACUUGAUUAUGAAGGGGUUCUGUCUCCCGGACUGGCUACAGUUACAGUGAGAAUAAUGGAUGUGAAUGAUUAUGCUCCAGUCUUCACUCAGGCACUUUAUAAAGGCAUGGUGGCACCCAACGCUGAGAAGGGAACAAUCAUCACAAAGGUGCUCGCCACUGAUCAAGACCCUCCUGGGACAGCAGCCAGCAGGGUGAGUUACAGAGUGGACCAAGAGCAGUCACCCUACAGUGGCAGCAUCUUUGAUGUAGAGGAGACGUCCGGCAGAGUCCUCACUAAAGUGAACCUGAAUGAGGAGCCCAGCACCACCUUUAGGCUUGUAUUGAUUGCAUUCGAUGAUGGCGACCCAGUGAAGCUGAACAGAACAAUGGUGGAAAUUACAGUCCUGCAGCCCUCCAGAAUACCCAUCUUCACUGCAGAGGAGUACCGGUUCAGUCCGGUGAGUGAGACUGCCCCGGUCGGCCAGGCUAUAGGCAUGAUCCUGGCUGCUGCUACAAACACCACCAUUUUCUACUCUAUUGUGGAAGGCAAUGAGGGGGGUGAGUUCAGAGUGGAUAACCGCACUGGCAUGAUCUACACCGCCAAACAGCUCGACUACGAGACGCAAACCAGCUACGUGCUCCGCGUGCAAGCCGAUUCUCUGGCUCUCGUCCUGGCCAACCUGCGUGUGCCUUCUAAAACAAACACAGCCAAGGUGUUUAUCGACGUACAGGAUGAGAACGAUCAUCCGCCGGUUUUUACAGAGUCUCUGUACAUAGGAGGAGUAACUGAAGACACUAAGACCUUUACUUCAGUCCUCAAGAUUAUUGCUACAGAUGUAGACACGGGGAACUACAGUAAAAAUGCGUACAGGCUGAUCAUCCCCCCGACACCAGAGGGCCAGGACAGCUUUGUGAUCGAGCAGUACACAGGUAUCAUCAAAAGUGCCAUCAUGUACCGCAACAUGCGCCGCUCCUACUUCAAGUUCAAAGUCAUUGCCACCGACGACUACGGCACAGGUCUGAGUGCCAGCGCUGAGGUGGUGGUCUCUGUGGUGAAUGCAUUGGACAUGCAGGUGGUGGUGUCCAAUGUGCCACCCACUGUAGUGGAGGAGAAUAAAGAUCAACUAGUCAAGAUUCUGGAGCGCUAUGUGCAGGACCAAAUCCCUGGUGCUAAAGUGAUAGUGGAAUCCAUCGGGCCAAGGCGGCAUGGGGAAGGAUAUUCAUUAGAGGACUACAGCAAAUCAGACCUGCAGGUGUACGCCAUCGACCCUCUCACCAACAGAGCCAUAUCUCGACAAGAGCUCUUCAAGUUUCUGGACGGUAAGAUUCUGGACAUUAAUAAAGAGUUCCAGCCUUAUCUGGGUGAAGGAGGGAGAAUUUUAGAGAUCCGCUCUCCAGAUAUCGUCGCCACGGUGAAGAAGGCUGCUCAGGCUGUGGGCUACACAGAGGGGGCACUGCUGGCUCUGGCCAUUAUCAUUAUUGUGUGCUGCAUCCCUGCUAUCCUCAUCAUCAUGGUCACAUACAAACAAUUCAAAGAGAAACAAGCCGAAUGUGCCAAAACCGCCCGCAUCCAGAGGUCUCUUGCUUCUACCAAAACUCCCGUGGCUCCCCCUGUGGCUCCUGCUUCAGCACCAACCUCAGCUCCAGCCAAUCUCUACGAAGAACUGGGAGAUGGAAAAAUGCGUGGAUAUGGCAGAGAGCAACAGCAGCUGCUGAGGCCGUCCUUGCUCAAACCAGAGGCACUCUCUAUGGAAUCGGGUAUUGACCCUGGACAGGACUACUAUGGACAAGACUACUAUAAUUAUGAUCAAGGGUACGAUCCGUAUCCUCCUUAUGGGAGCCGCAGGAGGUUGAUAGCUCCCAUGUAUGAUGAGUAUGGAGAGGCUAUUACAGAGGAUGAUGAGGAAUCUGAGGAGGAAAGUAAAUCGAAACACAAGCAGAUCAAAUUAGUUGUGGAGGGGGAUGGUGAGUCAACAACUACAGGAGAGGACAGUGGUUCAGAUGUACAGAGAAACUGCCUGCCUAAUGUCAACAAUCAAAGCAACAUCAAUGGCUUGAUAUAUCUGGCCCAGAAUGGCACAAUCAUCAGAACCAGGCGCCCACCUUACCCCAAUAACGUGAAACCUUUCUCACCCGGACGACUAAACAAACAGUUCAAGAAACUAGAAAAACUUGGAGUUACACAAGAAGAACAUUUACCUUUUAAUAGCACAGUGGAUAAUGGGCCCACUAUAGGGCUCAGUACUAAUGCAGCACUUUCAUCCAGGACUGACAACAACCUGAACAUCGGGCCUUCAGCUUGGACUCUAGGGUCAAAGUCUAACAUUGUUAAUCAUGGGCGCUGUCAGCAAGAACAGGAGUCUUCAGUGGACAAUGAGGCCAGAGAGACCUUAGAGACCCCGAGUGACCACACAUUAUCAGAUGAGGAUGAGUUGUGGAUGGGUCCCUGGAACAAUCUGCACAUACCAAUGACAAAACUCUGA
This is a messenger RNA of Trichomycterus rosablanca, 5282 nucleotides long. It is a transcript of the gene pcdh15a, whose product is annotated as protocadherin-related 15a. Bases 105 to 5282 code for a protein of 1725 amino acids. The record is from RefSeq and is a predicted model, not a curated record. The transcript is spliced from 39 exons. Gene Ontology annotation, molecular function: calcium ion binding; cadherin binding. Lineage: Eukaryota; Metazoa; Chordata; Actinopteri; Siluriformes; Trichomycteridae. Gene Ontology annotation, cellular component: catenin complex; plasma membrane; stereocilium. Gene Ontology annotation, biological process: inner ear development; homophilic cell-cell adhesion; sensory perception of sound.